This is a messenger RNA of Hirsutella rhossiliensis, 1020 nucleotides long. Its product is annotated as putative SAM-dependent methyltransferase domain-containing protein. NCBI's taxonomy places the organism in Eukaryota, Fungi, Ascomycota, Sordariomycetes, Hypocreales, Ophiocordycipitaceae. The record is from RefSeq and is a predicted model, not a curated record. The coding region runs from base 1 to 1020 and encodes 339 amino acids. The transcript has 2 exons.
AUGGUCGGCAAGACGCCAUCCAAGACGACGACGUCGGCCUCUAGCACCAGGCCACCCAAAGCUGCGCCCACCGUCCAGGACACGAGAGACCAGCAGCGGCUGCUCGACGUCUUCGCCCACGCCUUUGGCAGCGUGCUGGCCUCGGACGACUUCCCUGCCGUUCUGCAGGAGAUCAAGCAGGCCCUGUUCAGGCGCGACUUUGCCGCCGCCUUCGCCAGCCAGAGGUGCCUCGAUGCAUAUGCUGCGCGAUGGAGUCCGACGAGGGCGCUUUGCUACGCCGCCGUGCUCCGUGCCGUGGGAGACCAUGUGCGCCAGAUGCUCGGGGCCGACGGGAGCGCAGAUGAGCUUCUCCACGGCUCCAAAAUCUUCAGUAUGCUCUCCAUCGGGGGCUGUGCCGCCGAACACGUUGCCUUUGCCCACUACAUCCACGACACCGCCUCCCAAGGCGCCCUCACCCUCCUAGACGCCGCGCCCUGGUCCCAUGUGACGUCCCGGCUUCAGGAAAUCCUCACCUCGGCCCCGCCACUCUCCAAUUAUGCCUCGGCCGCCGCCAAAGCUUCGAACCAGCCUCUCCUCCUCGACUCGCAGCUAUCCACUACCUUUUGCCAAAGCGACGUCUUGUCGCUGACGCGCGACAGACUCGCAGGGCUGGUCGGCGCCGAUCCACUGCUCGUCACGCUCCUGUUCACUCUCAACGAGCUGUACACGGACGGCGGGCUGGGCAAGACGACGGCCUUUCUGCGGUCGUUGGGAGGCGCGCUGGCCUCGCGGAGCUUGCUCCUCGUAGUCGACAGCCCUGGUAGUUACUCCGAGGCUGCGGUGGGCAAGGAAAAGAAGCGCUAUCCCAUGCAGUGGCUGCUCGACCACACGCUGCUCGGCGCCGAGGCGCGGGACCAUCACUGGGAGAAGCUGGAAUCGCAUGACUCCGUCUGGUUUCGCCUCCCCGAGGGCUUGUCGUACCCGAUCCAGUUGGAGAACAUGCGAUAUCAGAUGCAUCUGUAUCGAAUACACAAGCCCUAG